AUGUCCUCCACGUUCGCUUCUACCAGCGAUGUGGCUCUGUUUUUGGCGUCGGUCAUGUGGAUGACGGCAAUACUCAAAAGGAACUCCACCAAGUCAUCAUCUAAAGUUGUGAGCCAUGACAGAGUCGUGGUCGUCCCACUCUUGAAUCAUACAGACAUUUGGGUAAACGACAUUCUCCCCUUUCUAGGCCUGGGUCAGUAUGCCUUUGUGGCCCCAGUGUGCCACAAAAUGAACGCCAUGUAUCAGGAGUACUGUGAUUCGGUGGUGCCACCUGAUGCGCAGGCUCAACAACAUGGCACCACAGCGACUAGCAAUGAUACCUUUUACAGCAAUGUGUUCUACUCGGUACCGUGUGCCACAAUGUGGGAUGCUCAAACCAGAGACAAUCCAGACAGGUACACACAGGUUUGCGCUGUGGCGGCCAAACUUGGGAGUCUUGCCGUUGUCCAAUGGGGGCAAGAACAGGGAUUUCCAUGGGAUGAAACUACCUGCACCAAUGCUGCCCAGAAUGGGCAUUUGGAUAUCCUACAAUAUGCCCAUGAACAUGGAUGUCCCUGGGACCAAGAAACUACCAAAAUGGCAGCUGAACAUGGUCAUUUACAAGUACUACAAUAUGCACAUGAGAAUGGAUGUCCAUGGGAUCCCAUCAUUUGCCAUCUGGCGGCUGGGAAUGGCCAUUUGGAUUGCCUCCAAUAUGCUCAUGAGAAUGGCUGUCCAUGGAAUGAAGGGACAUGCUGUAGUGCAGCCAAAAAUGGCCAACUAGACUGCCUCCAAUAUGCUCACGAGAAUAGCUGCCCAUGGAAUGAGAGCAUUUGUGAAGCUGCUGCUGAAUUUGGACAUCUCCAUAUUCUCCAGUAUGCUCAUGAACAUGGAUGUCCAUGGGAUGAAGAGACUUGUGAGAAGGCAGCAGAGUCUGGUUCCCUAGAAAUUCUUCAAUAUGCACAUGACAAUGGCUGCCCCUGGGACAGUUGUACAACCAUGAAAGCAGCGGAACAGGGGCAUUUGGAGUUACUACAAUAUGCCAUGAAAAUGGCUGCCCAUGGGACAGGAACAGUUGUGCCAAUGCUGCCCUCAAGGGCCAUUUGGUGGUGGUACGAUACCUGCAUGAGAAUGGGUGCCCCUGGGAUUUCUUUACAUGCAUUUAUGCUGCCAAGCAUGGCCAUUUGGAAACCUUGA
Molecule: messenger RNA, 1176 nt
Organism: Seminavis robusta
Lineage: Eukaryota; Bacillariophyta; Bacillariophyceae; Naviculales; Naviculaceae
Source: the annotation of a GenBank genome assembly